GGGCGGCCGGCUCUCUUUCAGCUCCGUGAGCCAUAGAAGCUCAUGGAAAACAGCAGACACAGCAGCCCUGGGGACAGGGAGCUUCCAGAGAGGCCCGUGACCCGGCCACAGGGCCGCCGGGGCCGCACACCAAAAGCCACUGGACUCUCAGCCCGGCGGGCACAGAAGGCGAUGAGCUCAAUGCGGGUGCUGGUGGUGGAUGCGCCCACCCGUGCCAGCGUGCCCGUCCAGAGGCACAGGGCGUCCUUCAGGGGGACACGGUCAUCGUCCUCCUCCCUGGCGAGCCCCCCGGCCUCCAGGACCAGUGCCAUGGGCGGCCUGGGUGCCCGCGUGACCCGCCGCGCCCUGGGCAUCAGCAGCGUCUUUCUGCAGGGGCUGCGGAGCUCGGGCCUGGCCUCUGCGCCUGCUCCCGGCCUGGGGAGGGAUCUGGACGCCGCCGAGGACCUGGGGGGCUGCCUGGUGGGGUACAUGGCCCAGGUGCAUGCCCUCGAGCAGGUGAGCCGGGAGCUGGAAGCCCAGCUGCGGAGGCACCUGGAGAGCAAGGCCGGGCGCGCUGAGCAGCAGGGCGCCCUCAGGGCCUCCUGGGCCAGCAGCUGCCAGCAGGUGGGUGAGGCUGUCUUGGAAAACGCCCAGCUCGUGCUGCAGACAGAGAACAUCCAGGCGGGUGCGGAUGCCUUCAAAGACAGAUAUGAAAAUGAGCAGUCAUUUCGAAAGGCAGUGGAAGAGGAAAUUAACUCUCUCUAUAAAGUCAUCGACGAAGCUAAUUUGACAACAAUGGACCUGGAAAGUCAAAUAGAAAGCCUGAAAGAAGAGCGUGGCUUUCUGUCAAGGAGCUAUGAAGAGGAUGUGAAAGCGCUGUGUCAGCAGCUGGCAGUGUCUGAGCUGGAACAGGUGGACGUGCCCCAGGGCACUGGUCUGGACGCCGUCCUGGAGACGAUCAGAAUUCACUGGGAGAGAGAUGUCGAGGAGAGCCGGAUGGAAGCAGGAGCUUUGCUCCAAGCCAAGCAGGUGGCCCUGGGGCAGAGCGAGGAGGAGCGGCUGGCGGCUGCCCGCCGCCGGGCGGAGCUGCAGGGCGCCACGUGCCAAGCGCAGAGCCUGCAGGCGGAGACGGAGUCCCUGCGGGCCCUGAAACGAGGCCUGGAGAACACAUUGCAGGACGCCAAGCACUGGCAUGACCUGGAGCUGCAGAACCUGGGCGCCGUGGUCCGCAGGCUGGAGGCGGAGCUCCAGGAGAUGCGGGAGGAGGUGGAGCGGCAGCAGCAGACCCGCAAGCAUCUGCUGGCACACAGGUGCCAGCUGCAGAGGGACGUGGCGUCCUGCCACGAUCUGCUGGACAGGGAGGAGAGCCGGUAAGAAAGAAAGCCCCAGAGAGCUUCAGUCAUUUGCUCAAGCUAGUGGAGAAACCUCUUUUCAUGAAGAAAACGCUGCCUCCUCACCGAGUGGCCAAUGGAGUGCCUUGAGGAGUCUUUCCCGCCUGCUCCCCCAUCUACCCCAAACCGCCUCCCAUCCCCCACACUCCCGGAGCUGGAUUCCCUGCUAGAUCCCCUUGAGCUGAAAAGCUUCCCAGGAGUGGAGAGGGUUCUUUGGCCUUAAACCGAAGUAGCCUGUGGCUUGGGCAGCCUCCCUGCCCCUCUCUCUGCCAAUAAAUGCUUUGCGUGCAGCU
Pipistrellus kuhlii (Kuhl's pipistrelle) is the source of this 1663-nucleotide messenger RNA. It is a transcript of the gene BFSP2, whose product is annotated as beaded filament structural protein 2. Gene Ontology annotation, biological process: intermediate filament organization. Gene Ontology annotation, cellular component: intermediate filament. Gene Ontology annotation, molecular function: structural molecule activity. NCBI's taxonomy places the organism in Eukaryota, Metazoa, Chordata, Mammalia, Chiroptera, Vespertilionidae. The transcript has 8 exons. The coding region runs from base 43 to 1353 and encodes 436 amino acids. The record is from RefSeq and is a predicted model, not a curated record.